Sesamum indicum (sesame) is the source of this 1031-nucleotide messenger RNA. Its product is annotated as beta-1,3-galactosyltransferase pvg3-like. NCBI's taxonomy places the organism in Eukaryota, Viridiplantae, Streptophyta, Magnoliopsida, Lamiales, Pedaliaceae. Gene Ontology annotation, cellular component: membrane. Gene Ontology annotation, molecular function: hexosyltransferase activity. The record is from RefSeq and is a predicted model, not a curated record.
GCAGCAGAAAUACACAAGUCUCUUUUUGCACCUAAACAAACUACAAAAUCAUCAUUACAACAUAUGCACUCUGCUAACUAAUAAAUUGCAUGAACACAGAGCAUACAUGCCUAGAAGCAGCAAACUACAGAAAUGCUCAGAAUUAGCCUACUUCAAGCCAUAUUAUCCACACUUGCUGUUGCUCUCCUCAUCUUCUUCAUAACCUUCAGCAUCCACUACAACUCCCCUUCUUCAACUCCAACCAGCAAAAACAUGCUACUCCAAGAAACAUCCCAUCCACAACCUCACUUGAGCCUCUUGAUCGGCAUCCUCACGCAGCCUGACCGGUACGAUAUCCGCCACUUCCUCCGCCUUGUUUAUGGGACGCAGUCUUCCCCCAUUGCCAGAAUUGAUGUCAAGUUCGUCCUCUGCAAGCUCACCAAACAGGAGCAGAGAGUCCUUGUAGCCCUCGAGAUCAUCCGUUUCAACGACAUAAUCAUCCUCAACUGUUCCGAGAACAUGAACAGCGGGAAAACCUACACCUACUUCUCCAGCCUCCCAAGAAUACUCUCGGCCCCAUACGACUACGUCAUGAAGGCAGACGAUGACGUGUUCUUGAGGCUUAAGCCCUUGGCAUUGUCUCUCCAGAUACUGCCAAGAAAAGACUUGUACUAUGGUUUUGUCAUACCUUGUCCUAGCAUGAACCCCUUUGUCCAUUACAUGUCUGGAAUGGGAUUUGUGCUGUCUUGGGACCUUGUGGAAUGGAUAAGUACGUCACAGAUUCCUGCCAACAGUACAUUCGGACCGGAGGAUAAGCUGGUCGGAGAGUGGCUAAACAGAGGGAACAAAGCCAAGAACCGGAUUUCGGACAAACCAGCAAUGUAUGACUAUCCUGGAACUAAUGGUAGAUGUUCACAUGACCUUAUACCAGACACAGUUGCAGUUCAUCGAGUGAAGAGGUGGGAUCAAUGGCUACGUGUUCUUAGUUUCUUUAAUGUUACCAAAGACAUUAAACCUUCCAAGCUCUACAAUGUAUGACUGCUGAGAUUAUU